AUUGACUCGAGCGCAUCAGUCUAUAGUUUCGACCGCGAGGUAAGCAAGACUCGUGCGUUAUUAUUCUUAAGGUAGCUUAAUGUGCGUGCCGUCUGAUUGACCGUCAAUCUGCUCACUACUUCAGCAUCCUAAAAGGCCUAACAUAAGACUGACAUGCUCACGCCCCGCUACCCAAACUCGGGCCAGAGCUAGUAGAGAUGUUCCGCCGAAACCUCUUCUCAUCUUCGAAGCAUCGCCGAGCACCGACAGUCGAGGCUGAUGCCACCUCGACUAUUGGUAGCAGCAUCACACGCAGUCGAAGCCAAGAGAGCAAAGCAACAUUCGUUGAAGAUUCGAAGCAUAAUCUUGUUGCACACCGGGCGAACUCGGACGCCUCAUUUCAUAGCCAGAAUGUGCCUGAUAUCGUCAUAUCCUCUAUCCCUGCGGCUUCUCCCAGCAAGACUAAGGCAGACAGAGCUGACGAUCCUCUGGGUCUGACGCUGUUCUAUGCCCCCGAUGGCAUUCCGUCAGCCGAUAUUAUAUUCAUCCACGGCCUUGGGGGUUCGAGCAGGUUAACGUGGUCCAAAAAUCACGACCUCAACCUCCUUUGGCCAUCACUUUGGCUCCCUAGCGACGACGACCUUCAAAAUUGCAGGAUAUUUACUUUCGGGUAUAAUGCAGACUAUCGUUCAUCUUCGCAAAGCCCAACGCUUGGCAUAUCUGAUUUCGCAAAGAACCUGUUGUUCGAUAUGCUUUAUGGUAGGGAUAAGCAGGGUCAAAGCUUUCACUUGGGGAAGGCACCAAUUCUUAUAGUGGCCCAUUCCAUGGGUGGGCUAGUGUUUAAAAAGGCAUACCUUGAAGCGCAGUUGGAUAAUCGGUAUACAAGUAUUGCCGAGUCCAUGAAGGCCGUGUUGUUUCUUGCCACACCACAUCGUGGAGCUGAUCUCUCUGCGUCUUUGAAUAAACUGUUAUCUAUUAGCUUUCGAGGCUCAAAGCAUUAUGUUACGGAACUAGGCAAGCAUGGCUCGUUCAUCCCGACGUUGAACGAACAGUUCCGACACAUUGCGGAACGUCUCCAAAUCUUUUCCUUCUAUGAGACAGUCCAAACAUCGCUUGGCUUGAGCUCUGCCAUUAUAGUAGACGAAGAUACCGCGAAGCUUGGUUACCCCGGGGAGAUAUCGAGGUCGUUGAACGCCGAUCAUCAUGGCGUAUGCAAGUUUGAAAGUGUGAAUGAUGUGAAUUAUCGCGCUGUGUUGGGAGUUCUCAAAUCUACUGUCUCAUCUUUCACUAAAAUCAGUGAACACUCCGCUGCGGAUGAUAUGGAGAAGAUUCGAGUGCACUUAUCUAUAUCUGAUAAUGUGGACCAUGAUCUGAGUUUAUUCAUGAGCCGCCGCGUCGACGGCACUUGUUCCUCAAUUCUCGAUGAAACCCAGGUACGCUCCUGGAUGACAGAUUCCUCUCAGUCUCAUAUCUUAUGGCUGCAUAGUCGCCCGGCACGUGGCAAGUCUGUAUUUUGCUCUUUCAUGAUAGAUCAUCUACGUGACCAGGGCGCUACUGUGCAGCAUUUUUUCUUCAGGGCUGGCGACGAAACAAAGCGGUCUGUUGGCUCUCUACUCAGAUUCUUGGUUUUCCAAAUUGCGAAUUUUCACCCACCGUUUCGUCAAGCAGUUGCAAAGCUGCUCGAUGGAGGCUAUAAGCCUAAGGAUAGCGAUUGGAAAUCAACUUGGCGAAAGCUAUUUGUAGGGUUGCUGUUCAAAUAUGAAUUCGAGAAACCGCUUUAUUGGGUCGUUGACGGCCUUGACGAAUCAGCUUCCCCUCAGCAAAUCCUGGAGCUAAUGGCAGAGGUCAAAAGUUCGUUGACGCCAAUACGGGUAUUGGCUACAAGUCGCUGGACCCCUAGACUCUUCACUUCCUUCGGAAGAAUCAGCUCGAAAAUACCCACAUCGUGGUUCUCUCUCGACCAAGACUCUACAGAUAUGCGUAUCUACAUCGAAGAAGAACUGCAGUAUCUCAGUUGGGACGAUUCUGUCAAGGGUGAAAUCACGGGUAAGGUCCUGGAUCAGGCCAAUGACAAUUUUCUCUGGGUUCGCCUCAUACUUGAAGAGAUAAGGGAUUGCCAUACAGAGGAUGAUUUACGUCAAGCUCUGAAUGAGUUACCUCCCGGAAUGGAAUCGUUAUAUCAACGUAUGGAGGAGACGAUAUCAAAUAUAAGGAGACCCUCAGAUAGGAAUUUGUCACGGCAACUACUUAUGUGGGCUAUAUAUGCGCGACGCCCGGUGUCCUUAUCAGAGCUCUCGGAGAUUCUAGAACCAGAGUUUGGUCAUAUUUUGGACCUCACGACUACAAUCACUCGUCUAUGUGGACAUUUCCUCGUGUUAGAGGGGGAGAAUCGGAUUGGGUUGCUUCAUCAAACAGCGCGCGAAUAUUUGAUCGCUUCUAACAGCCUUCCUUUCUCGUUAAAUGCAGCCGUCUGCCACGAUGAACUUUUCCGACGGUCUAUGGUCGCGUUGGCGGACAAGGCGUUGAGAUCUAAGGUGCAGCUAAGCGGUUCGAACUCCCUCCAUUAUCGCGCAACUGAAUGGAUGCAUCACCUGAAAGCGACUGGGUUGCCUAGUGAUUUCGACGGUCAACUUGAUGUGUUGCUUAAGUUUUUCAAGCAACCGUUUGUGCUUACCUGGAUCCAGCUCCUGGCAUCCUCGGGCCAAUUAGGAAUUCUCAUUGAUACUGCCCACUCUUUGGAUACUUUCGUCAAAAAGACACGAAGAUCUGACGCUGCUCGUGAGCCUGCCCAGCGACGGUUCGAAGACCUUGAGCUGUUAGAUCUAUGGUCUCGUGAUCUUCUGAAGCUUCCAGGAAAGUAUGGGGCAAUUUUAUCACAACACCCUGCAUCUAUACAUAGUUCUGUUGCACCAUUUUGCCCCUCAAACUCGGCAAUACACAGAACCUUUGGCAGCCUUUCUUCCUCGCCAAGAAUAAAGGGACUCUCAGAAGACUGGGACGACUGUCUCGCCAGAGUAUCAGUUGGUAGCGAUUGUCAAGCCUCGUUGAUAAGCUGUUCAGCGAAGCAUCUUGCUGUAGUUGAUGGAAAUGGUAAUGUCUCCUUGUGGGACUGUACUACAUUCCAUUGUACUCGCCUCGUGACUGUUGGUGAAUCAAUAUCGACCAUUUGUUUCAGCGAGAACGGUGACCGAAUCGCAACUUAUGGAUAUCGAGCGACAAAAGUAUGGAGUACGUUUUCUGGCAAACUGCUCAACUCGUUCGAUAAUCCCCUGGACAUGAAGGCAAUUACUUUGAACUUCAUUGACGACGGUUCAGCCUUGUUAGUGGGGACGGAUCGUCGGUGUUUGGUGCGAGGUUCGCUGCAAAAGGAGAAAUGUGUUUGGAAUAUUAUCGAGUCGGUAAUGCUCAACGAUACCGAGUCUUUAGAGGGCACCAUCCUAGGUUCGCCCACCGCCCUCGAAGUGAGCCCAGAUCAUACGAAAGUUGCUGUAGCGUACCGCAGGUUCCCUUUGACAAUAUGGGCCACGAGUCCAUCAAAGAUUGUGCAGCGGGUCAAUCGUGAUACUAGGGCAUCGAUCUCACCUUCUCCAUUCGUUACAUCACUUGCGUGGCAUCCUAAUAGUGAAGAAGUAAUUGGCAUUUUUAUGGAUGGAUACAUGUUCAAGGUUAACAUUAUUGAUGGUACCUACCAUGAACAACCGCCUGAUUCUGGCCAGUUCCCAUUGCACAUAAGAGUCAACCCGGAUGGCACCAUAUUUGGAAUAUGUGGUGUACAUGGAACGAUAAAGCUUUACGACUAUCAAUCCUCUACACUGGUAUAUCAACUUACGUCUGACGAUAAUGUCGCGGACUUCUGCUUCAGUCAAGAUGGCCGACGAUUCUACGAUAUCCGUGGGAGCUGUUGCAAUAUUUGGGAGCCCAAUGCCCUGAUUAGAUUAGGCGCGACUGAUGAUCAUCCUACGAGCAGUCAAGCACCAGAUGAAAGUGUGGAGCAAUCAAAUCUUGCUUCAGAAUCUUUUGCAGACAAUCCUACUCCAAUUAUCAUCACAUCGCCAAUGCCUCGCCAUUCCGUUGUAUGUCUAGGAGAUGAAGAAGGUCUGGUUGCACUACACGAUUACGAAAGUGGCCAAAGGUUGAAAAUUGACCGUAUCGCUACUGGGAUGGGCAUCGAGCAUCUUGUUUGGAGCGACGACGGUGUUCACUUCGCCUACGCCGAGGUUGGAGGUCGAUUGACGAUCGUCAAGAUUGAAUUUACAACAACUGGUUGGAAACAUGAGCGAAUUGCUAGGUUCAAGCCGAAGUUAUCAACCGGUGGGAUGAAGCAGUUAAUCCUCUCAUCUGACUCGGAGUAUAUUCUUGUGUCUUUCAAGGACUCAACUCAACUGUGGUCAAUACAGUCCUUAAGUCAGGUGGAGCAGGGCCGUGACCGUACGCCAAGAAACUCCGCACAAUGGAUCGUGCACCCGUCUUCUUCUGCUCAUCUUCUCUCAGUCACACCUGACGACUGUCUCACGCAUGAAUGGGUUGAUCUGUCUAUAUCAUCAAAAUGGCUUAUCCCGCAAACAGAUCGCCAGAGUAAUUCAAAUUCCAGGCCGCUUCUCGAACGGGAGGACACGGAUGGCAAUACGUUGAAUAGUGAUCAUGUGCAUGAAGCCGUCGAGAAGAUAGUUCCUACCUUUUUCAGGGGACACAUCUUGGUGCAUAUCUCCCGGCGCACCACUCACCGAAAGCAAAGAUCACGUUUCAUGAUAAUUAGUGGCUUCGAUGGACAAAACGAUUUUGGCGAAUCACACAAAUUAACAUGUACCACCGUACCUCCUGAACUGUCUGACCAGAUAGAGGUGCCGCUUAAUAUCCUGAAAAAUGGAUAUCUCGUCUACCUAGACCGGUCACUUGGAGUUUGUACAUGGCAUAUCAAAUCCUCCCACGGCAUCCUAGAUACUAAGUGUCAUUUUUACAUUCCCCGAGAUUGGAUCUCGGAGCAGAAUCUUGGCCUGCUGUCUGUGACGGACUCCGGCUCGAUUCUGUGCCCUCGCAAGGGCGAGUUCAUGGUCAUUUUUACCUCCCUUAGCUCUGACUGGUAGUCCUUGGGAAACGUAGUUUUUGACUUUCGAUCAUAGAUAUUACAACAGGAAUAUAUCUAAGUCCGCAACCUCAAAUCA
Truncatella angustata is the source of this 5141-nucleotide messenger RNA. RefSeq lists its product as uncharacterized. The coding region runs from base 198 to 5063 and encodes 1621 amino acids. Gene Ontology annotation, molecular function: protein binding. Lineage: Eukaryota; Fungi; Ascomycota; Sordariomycetes; Amphisphaeriales; Sporocadaceae. The transcript has 6 exons. The record is from RefSeq and is a predicted model, not a curated record.